CAGGAUACUUCACACUUCGCCACAACUACCAGUAUACCACAUACAUGUCCUAAAAUCAAUAAAAAUAAAACACUUAUCUCACCAAAUCAUUGUGUUAUAUACUAUACAUAAAAAUUUUAUUGGUUUGUGAGAUCAAAUGGAGAGUUACUUGAAGAAAUGUUGUUUAGUGUCAUUAUGUGUUUUGUUUUUAGGUCUAGGGUUUAAGGUAAAAGCAGAGCCUCAAGUUCCAUGUUUGUUCAUCUUUGGUGACUCUUUGGUUGACAAUGGAAACAACAACCGUCUUACUUCUAUUGCAAGAGCCGACUAUUUCCCUUACGGCAUCGAUUUCGGCGGCCCUACCGGCCGCUUUUCCAACGGGAAAACCACCGUUGAUGUCCUCGCUGAGCUACUCGGAUUUGAUAACUACAUUCCUGCGUAUAGUACUGUUAGUGGUCAGCAGAUACUUCAAGGAGUCAACUUCGCAUCUGCAGCUGCUGGAAUCAGAGAAGAAACUGGUGCACAAUUGGGACAAAGGAUAACAUUUAGUGGGCAAGUAGAGAAUUAUAAGAACACAGUGUCUCAAGUGGUGGAACUUCUUGGAGACGAGAACAGUGCAGCAGAUUACCUAAGGCAAUGCAUUUACACUAUUGGUAUGGGAAGCAAUGAUUAUCUUAAUAACUACUUCAUGCCUCAGUUCUACCCCACUAGCAGACAGUACAGUCCCGAACAGUAUGCUGAAGACCUUAUCGCUCGUUACAGGGACCAGCUCAAUGCACUAUACAGCUAUGGAGCUAGAAAGUUUGCAUUGGUAGGAGUUGGAGCCAUCGGAUGUAGCCCGAAUGCGCUCGCACAGGGGAGCCCUGACGGAACAACUUGUGUGGAACGUCUCAACGGCCCCAACAGAAUCUUCAACAACAGGCUCAGGUCCUUGGUACAACAACUCAACAACGAUCAUUCCGAUGCUAGGUUCACUUACAUCAAUGCUUAUGGCGCUUUCGAGGACAUUAUCGCUAAUCCUUCUGCUUAUGGGUUUAGGAUAACGAACACUGCGUGUUGUGGAGUUGGAAGGAACGGAGGGCAGCUAACAUGUUUACCGGGAGAACCACCGUGCCAGAACCGAAAUGAGUACGUGUUUUGGGAUGCGUUUCAUCCGACAGAUGCAGCUAACACUGUCAUUGCACAAAGAUCUUACAAUGCGCAAUCCUCUUCCGAUGUUUAUCCGUAUGACAUCUCGCAACUGGCUCAGCUUUGAGAAGACCUGAGAAUACGGGAGAGAAACAAUUUGUUAACUUUUUCAGAUUCUAAAUUGAAUUCUUGGAUAUGAUUCUGAAAAGUUAAGUGUUUACCCAAAUUGCUCUACUUUAUUCAAAAGAAAGAAAAAAAUGAGUUACUUCCACAAAGUUUUAUUUUUUUCCUUUUGUUUUUGUAAUCGUGUAUCCUCUUCGGAAAAAUCUAAUUAAAUUAAAGAGUAAGAGGUAAGGACGUGGCGCAUCUCUUCAUCACUUUCAUUUUGCA
Capsella rubella is the source of this 1494-nucleotide messenger RNA. RefSeq names its product GDSL esterase/lipase At1g29660. Gene Ontology annotation, molecular function: hydrolase activity, acting on ester bonds. NCBI's taxonomy places the organism in Eukaryota, Viridiplantae, Streptophyta, Magnoliopsida, Brassicales, Brassicaceae. The coding region runs from base 137 to 1231 and encodes 364 amino acids. The transcript has 5 exons. The record is from RefSeq and is a predicted model, not a curated record.